Linum trigynum is the source of this 300-nucleotide messenger RNA. NCBI's taxonomy places the organism in Eukaryota, Viridiplantae, Streptophyta, Magnoliopsida, Malpighiales, Linaceae. The record is from the annotation of a GenBank genome assembly.
AUGGCUCCUGGCAUUCUCCGGAUAAAAAACCAACGCCAUGAAUCCUUCGUUUUUCCUAGGCUGAUUGAAUCCCGAACGACAAAGAAGGCGACGAUUCCGUCCCAUAUGAAGGCUAUGUUGGGUUCUCUUGGAGGAAUCAUGGAGGCUUGCUGUUUGCAGGCAAUCGACGUCAUCAAGACCCGGCUGCAGCUCGACCGGACCAGGGGCGGUUGUGCUUGGGGAAAAAAAAAUGGUGGGAGGGUUUUGGUUUCUUGCCGAGAGAUAGAGAACGUGGUGGGGUGGAGCUGGGGAAAUAAUUAA